Callithrix jacchus (white-tufted-ear marmoset) is the source of this 6288-nucleotide messenger RNA. The record is from RefSeq and is a predicted model, not a curated record. Lineage: Eukaryota; Metazoa; Chordata; Mammalia; Primates; Cebidae.
CUUUUCGAUCCGCCAUCUGCGCCUCACGUGGGGCCGCCACCAAAAUGCAGAUUUUCGUGAAAACCCUUACGGGGAAAACCAUCACCCUCGAGGUUGAACCCUCGGAUACGAUAGAAAAUGUAAAGGCCAAGAUCCAGGAUAAGGAAGGAAUUCCUCCUGAUCAGCAAAGACUGAUCUUUGCUGGCAAGCAAGCGGAAGAUGGAUGUACUUUGUCUGACUACAACAUUCAGAAGGAGUCUACUCUUCAUCUUGUGUUGAGACUUCGUGGUGGUGCUAAGAAAAGGAAGAAGAAGUCUUACACCACUCCCAAGAAGAAUAAGCACAAGAGAAAGAAGGUUAAGCUGGCUGUCCUGAAAUAUUACAAGGUGGAUGAGAAUGGCAAAAUUAGUCGCCUUCGUCGAGAAUGCCCUUCUGAUGAAUGUGGUGCUGGAGUGUUUAUGGCAAGCCACUUUGACAGACAUUAUUGUGGCAAAUGUUGUCUGACUUACUGCUUUAACAAACCAGAAGACAAAUAACCGAGUUAAUAAAAGACAUGAACUAACAAAAAAAAAAAAAAAAGAAAAAGGAGUAAGAAAGCUCACAUGCUUGAAUAAAAUGUAGCAGUUUCCUCAAGUCUUUUUUGUGUAACUAACAUGCUUGAAUCCAAAAGCAGCUCAGGGCACUCAAAUAGUGAAAUGGCACAUGGUCUUUCUAUGAGAAAGCUGUGUUUAUUUAAACAGUGGAUGCUUAUCUUUUCCUUUAUGUUCAGAUUCUCAGAUUACAGUAAUAGCUGCCAUUUAUUAGUGCUUUAUUAUGUUCCAGCUGUUGUAAAUUUUUCACAUUUUUAUUUUCUCAUUUAAUCUUCAGAAAUCACUUAUGGAGACAGUUGCCAAGAUCAUCCUUAUUUUAAGGUGAGGGAAAGCAGAGGAAGUGGGUGGGCGUGCGGUGCCUCAUGCCUGUAAUCCCAGCACUUUGGGAGGCCAAGGCCGAAGAAUCACUUGAGACUCUUUGAAACCAGCCUGGUCAUCAUAACAAGACGCCAUCUCUACAAAAGAAAAUUAAAAAAUUAGCUAGGUGUGGUGGCAUACACCUGUAGUCCCAGCUAGUUGUUGGAAGUCUGAGGUGGGAGGAUCACUUGAGUCCAGUUAGAGGCUGCAGUGAGCCAUGAUUGCAGCAUUGCAGUCCAGCUGGGGCAACAGUAAGAACCUGUCUCAAACGAACAAAGGAAAAAGAAAUCCAGUAAUUUGCCCAGUUUAAGAGGUUGGUCUGGGAUUCCGUUUAAAGUCUACUGAUCUCAAACUCAUGGUCUAACUACCUGGUACUGUUUCUGGUGUAUUCUCAUGAUAUCAUAGGCCGCAGGUACUUCACCUUCAUAGAAUAAAACCAGAUAAUGUUUACAUUUGAAAGAGAUAAUAAAGAACCACGCUUCAGGCUGGGUGUGGUGGCUCACACCUGUAAAUCCCAGCACUUUGUGAGGCUGAGGUGGGUGGAUCACCUGAGGUCAGGAAUUUGAGACCAGCCUGGCCAAUGUGGCAAAACCCUGUCUUUACUAAAAAUACAAAAAAAUUAGCUGGGUACGGUGGCGGUUGCCUGUAAUCCCAGCUGUUCGAGAGACUGAGGCAUGGCAGUCACUUGGAUCCAGGAGGCAGAGGUUGCAGUGAGCUGAGAUAUGGCUAUGUCAUUCCAGCCUGGACAACAGAGAGAUACUUAGUCUCAAAAAAAAAAAAAAAACUUUCAUUGUUUAGCUUAAAAAAUAAAAUAAAAUAAUUAGGCCCAAAGUUUGUUUGUUUUGUUUUGUUUUUGAGACAGAAUAGUGCUCCAUCACCCAGGCUGGAGUGCAGUCACACAAUCUCAGCUGCCUGGGCUCAAGUGAUUCUCCUGCCUCAUCCUCCCGAGUAACUAGGAUUACAGGUGCCCACCAUCAUGCCCAGCUAAUUUUUCGCAUUUUUAGUAGAGAUGGGGUUUCACCACUUUGGCCAGGCUGGUCUUGAACUCCUGGCCUCAAGUGAUCCACCCACCCUGGCCUCCCAAAUUGCUGGGAUUACAGGCGUGAGCCAUAGUGCCUGGCCAGGCCCAAAAUUUUAAACAGUUUUUCAUUCAGCCAACCAAUCAACUAGCAUAUAUUUACUGAGUAUCUACUAUAUGCCAAGUAACAAGUACGUCAAACAAGGCCCAGGCCUUCAUGAAGUCCCACUGGCCUUUAGUCAUGGAUUUGGUGGUGGGUUAUUGGUGGGAGGCAUUAGUUGAAUAGCAUGUUGGCUUUGAAUGCUGUUCAUUAGCUGAGGGACAAUGGGCAAACUGUUCAUUCUUUUUAAAGCUCAGUUUUUUCACCUGAAAAUGGUAAUAAGAAUAAGAUCUAUUACACUGUCUUACUGUGAAGAUUAAAUGUAAAUCACUUAGCAAGAUAUCUGACACUUGGUAAAUGCUCAGUAAGUAUUAGCUGCUAAUAGUAUAAUUAGAAAUAGGCCGGAUGCAGUGGCUCAUGCCUGUAAUCCCAGCACUUUGGGAGGCUGAAGUGGGAGGAUUGUUUGAGCCCAGGAAUUUGAGACCAUUGUAGGCAACAGAGUGAGACCUCAUCUCUAUUUGAAAAAAUUAUUUUUAUUAUUUUAUUUUAUCAUAUCUAACUGCAGCUUUUAACACCUGGACACAAGUGAUCCUCCUGCCCUAGCCUCUGAAAUAGCUACAACUAUAGGCACAUGCCAUUACACAUGCUAACAAAAAUUAAAUUAGAAAUAUUUCUAGUAGUAACUGUAUUUCACCCUGACAAGGAAGGUACAUACAAAGAUAUUUAUAGUAAUAUGUGAGUUAUAUGAUGGGAAAGAAAUGGAGAGCUUCAAAAAUGCAGUAGAGCCAGACCUAACUCCCAGUUCAGUCAGGGAAGGUUCUGGUGCAGCAAUGCUGUUUUCUGUUUCACCUUCUUUGAGUGUGUGUGUGUGUGUGUGUGUGUGUGUUUUAAACUUGAUAACUUAUUUGUUACCCUAAAUCCUGGUGUUCUUUGACUUAACACCAGUUUGCCAGCACAUAUUUGUUCAUAAUUAGCUAUGUGCCAAGCACUAUGCAGAAUGCGGGGGAUGGAAUAAUCAAUGGGAUGUAGACUUGGCCUUUUAAGGAGCAUGUGUGUCUCUGUGUAUGUGUAUAUAGUAUACACAUGGACACACACCUGAAAAUACAAUAGUUGUAAUAAAUGAUGCUAAGUUUGCUAAUAAAUGGUGUAAAAUAGAGCCCAAAGAAGGGAAUGAUUAAUUCUUUGCUCUGAAUGUGGGGCAGGGGUAAUGUAGGAGGCUCCAUGGGAGAGGAGGCACUUGUUCUGUGUCUUGAAGGAUCAUAAGCUUGUUGUAGUUAGAGAACAUUUCAAAAUCAGGGGAGACCAUAACCUGGGAAUACUAAGGUAUGAAUUGGCACAGCAGGAGCAUAUGGUGCAAGAAAGUAAUAGAAAGAAAUGUCAUUUCUGUAGGUAGGAGUGGUGGAAAGGGAAGCCACUGGAUGCUUUUAAGCAGAGGAGUCACAUUGCUGGGUUUGAAUGUUAGGGUCACUUUAGGGGUGAUGGCAAGGGUAAAUUGAAGAAGAUGAGAUUUGUAGUACACAAGGUGAAAGAGGAUGAGGACUCGAUGGGCCACAGUGUCAAUGAGGAAGAAAGGAAGGGAGGGAGGUGCAGGCUCUAGAGGCACCAAAUAAACAGAACCGAGGGGCUCUAGUGAUCAGCUGAUGUGGAGCCAGGUGUAGUGAGCGGUGGUGUCUAGAGUGAUUCUGGAUUCUGAUUUGGGCAACUGGUUGCCAUCAACCAGAAUGGGGAAUAAGACAUCAAGAAAAGACAGUGAGUUCACUUUGAAAUGUUAACUUUCAGGUUUAUCUGGUGUACUAACACAGGGAUACUCAUUGGCAAGAUGGAUCACAGGUAUGUUCAGUAAAGAUGUAUAUAGUGGAAAUCUUCAUUUGGAGUCACUGGUGGUAGCUAAAACCUUUUCAGUUACUCAGGAAGAAAACAUAUUGGAUAAAGAGAGGAAAGUCUUGAAGAGAACAUGGGAAUACCAGGGUACUAGAAGGAAUGCAGAGAGAAGGAACUGUUAUAGAGGUUUUGAGAGAGUCAGGUGUUGUUAAGAGGACAAAGUUUCACAAAGGGAGUAGUGUACAGGGUGAAGCACUACAACAGGACCAGGAACUGAAAGGGGGUCAGGAUAGCCUUUUGGGCCUGGCGUGGUGUCUCAUGCCUAUGAUCUCAGCACUUGGGGAGGCCAACGCGGGCAGAUCACUUAAGGUCAGGAGAUUGACACCAGCCUGGGCAACAUGGUGAAAGCUCAUCAUUGCAGUUCAGCCUGAGUGAGACCCUAUCUCAAAAAAAAAAAAAAAAAAAAGCCUUUUGGAUUUGGCCAUCUGGAAGGAAAGUAGUCACAGGUAACCUUGUCCUAUUGGAACUUUUUUGUGGUGGGUUGCAAAGUGGAUGGAGCUGCUGGAGUCUCCCCUUAAGAAGCCAGGCAGUGGGGGAAUGGAGGACAUGCCAGUACCAUCUACAAUAAAGGGGAGGGUUUUGUUUUUCCUUAAUGGGCGAGACUCCAGCAAGCCCAGGUUUUGAGAACGAAUGGCUAGGACUAAUUAAAUUGAAGAUAAGAAAGAAAGAGGAAUUCCUGGGAGAGUGAAGCCCCUAGAGGCAGAAAGUACCUCUUCUGAACCUAUAGGCCUUGGUGCAGAUACAAAGGAGUUUUGAGGGUGAAGUUUACAGAGACUUAGGUCUCAUGACCUCAAUUUGCUCUAUUAAGUAGACCAUGAGGUUAUCUGCAGAGAAGAGUAGCAGAGUUUGGCCAGAACAUUGAGAUGAGUCAAGUGAUGUCUUUGAGAUUAAUGCAACCUAGUUUUUUUACUGGAUGACUUUCUUGCCUCACCUUGUCUGGAGCUGUACCAUGUUGGACAUGCUUGGCUCAUUUAAUUCCUGAAAGCCUUAGUUCUUCAUUUCCUGUGUCCUGUUUGGCUUUUGCUCUUUGCCUUAUCACGCCACACAUUUAACCUUGACCUAGCAUGAACUCAUAGCUAUUCACCCUCCCUUUGUGUUUCUGUUUUUUUAAAUGAUAUCUGCUUGUUUCUUUUCUUACUGAGUUUAUAACAAAAUUUACUCUCCACUGUUGCCCUUUUAAAAGUUAGAAUCCUGCCUUCAUUUGUUUUGACUUUUUUUUUUCAUAUAUAUAUACACCUAGCCAGACACUGUCCUAGGAUUGGGAUAUAACAGUGCUCUGGGAGAGAGAUUAAACUCCAAAUAAAAGGUUAUAAAAUAAUUUCAAUUAGCUGGGCAUGGUGGAACAUGCCUGUAGUCCCAGCUACUUGGGAGGCUGAGGUGGGAGGAUCGCUUGCACCUGAAAGGUUGAAGUUGAGGUUGCUUGCAUCUGGGAGGUUGAGGUUGAGACUGCAGUGAGCCGAGAUUGUGCCACUGCUCUCUAGUCUGUACAACAGAGUGAGACCCUGUCUUGGAAAAAAAAGGGAUUUUGAGUUUGAGUUUUGUAAGUAUUGGUAAGGAAACAAAGGGGUGAAAAUUCUGCAUGAGGUAGGAUGGUCAGGAGAGGAUUGAUUCCAUGAGAAGGUGACAUUGAUGUUGAAAGAUAAAGGUGAAAAUGAGCUUACUGUUUGUAGAGGGGAGAAGGGAAAUAGUAAGUCUUAAAAAGUAGUUAUUGUUUUCAUAAAUAGACAUUCCAUACGUAUUGGAUUGUGUGUGAGUAGGUAACUGCCUGGAGCUGUUUGUGGUAUUCUUAUGUCUUCCCUAUUGGUCUUUCCCUGGUUCCUGAAAGCCCCAUGUAAGACCUGUAACAGAUUAUACUCCUCUGCUUUAAAGCAGAUGACUUUUUUUUUUUUUUUUGAGAUGGGUUCUCUUUCUGUCACCCAGGCUGGAGUGCAAUGGUGUGAUUAUGGCUCCCUGCAGCCUUGACCUCCCAGUCUCAAGCAGUAUUCUUACCUCAGCCACCUGAGUAGCUGGGACUACAGAUGCAUGCCCCCAUGACUGGCCCAUUUUUUGCAUUUUUGUAGAGAUGGGGUUUCAUCAUGUUGGCCAGGUUGGUGUUGAACUCCUAGCCUCAAGUUAUCUGCCUGCCUCAGCCUCCCGAAGUGCUGAGAUUAUAGACAUGAGUGACCACACCGGAUGACUUUUUAAUGUAUUUUUUUUAAGAAAUAUUGACAGGAAACGUAGCCGUUACCGAACACCUACUAUGCAUUUAUGAGCAGAGGAAAAAAACAAGGCACAUGUGCAUUUCUUUUGCUCAGUUGGAUGAUUUUUCUCUCUGCCCUCCCUCCCUCCCAACAUCAGCAUCUGUGGCUUCUCAAGGCAUUAGU